Messenger RNA from Telopea speciosissima, 1533 nucleotides. RefSeq names its product sugar transporter ERD6-like 16. The transcript is spliced from 18 exons. Bases 72 to 1523 code for a protein of 483 amino acids. NCBI's taxonomy places the organism in Eukaryota, Viridiplantae, Streptophyta, Magnoliopsida, Proteales, Proteaceae. Gene Ontology annotation, cellular component: membrane. The record is from RefSeq and is a predicted model, not a curated record. Gene Ontology annotation, biological process: carbohydrate transport; transmembrane transport. Gene Ontology annotation, molecular function: sugar transmembrane transporter activity.
UGCUUCUUCUUCUCAUUCUAUCUUCUUUGUCUUCUUGGUCUGAAAUCAUCUAGAUAGAUAGAAAGCCAGACAUGGCCAUCAAUGAAGACAACCAAAAUGGCAAAAAUAAAGGGACUCAAGAGCUUAGAGAACCAUUCAUCCCAAGAGAGAAGGUUAAUUCCUAUGAAGAAGUUGAGUCUCAUAAGAGCAGCAACAGGGGAACGAUAGGGAUGGUUGUGCUCAGCACAGCAGUUUCUGUUUGUGGUGCUUUUGAGUUUGGAUCAUGUGUGGGUUAUUCAGCACCCACUCAAUCUGCUAUCAGGGAAGAUCUUCAGCUAUCUCUACCUGAGUACUCAAUGUUCGGCUCCAUAUUGACAAUUGGAGCAAUGAUUGGAGCUGUAACAAGUGGUCACAUCUCCGAUUUCAUCGGUCGGAAAGGGGCAAUGGUAGUGUCAGCCUUGUUCUGCAUUGCAGGGUGGCUUGCUGUUUACUUAGCCAAGGGAGCGCUUUUGCUCGAUAUUGGAAGGGUAUUCACAGGAUAUGGAUGUGGAGUUUUCUCCUAUGUGGUACCAGUAUUCAUAGCUGAAAUAGCUCCCAAGAAUCUUCGUGGAGGGCUCACGACCGUGAAUCAGCUUAUGAUUGUUGUGGGAUCAUCAGUUGCCUUCCUAGUAGGAUCAGUUGUUACAUGGAGAACACUUGCUCUAACUGGGCUUGUUCCUUGCAUUCUUCUGCUCUUGGGUCUCUUCUUUGUUCCAGAGUCUCCCAGAUGGCUGGCAAAGAUGGGGCACCAGAAAGAUUUUGAAUCUGCAAUGCAGAGGCUUCGUGGCAAGGAUGCUGAUAUCACUGAGGAGGUAACCGAAAUUCAGGACUAUAUUGAGACUCUACAAUCCCUGCCAAAAGCUGGAAUGGUGGAUUUGUUUCAAAGAAAAUACAUUCGUGCACUCAUUAUUGGAGUUGGACUAAUGGUCCUUCAACAAUUUGGGGGCAUUAAUGGAAUAGGAUUUUAUGUUAGUGAGACUUUCAUAUCAGCUGGCUCUUCAGGAAAAACUGGGACAAUAGCCUAUGCUUGUGUUCAGGUCCCAAUAACUUUACUGGGUGCACUCUUGAUGGAUAUAUCUGGAAGAAGACCUCUUAUUAUGGUAUCUGCAACAGGAACAUUCCUUGGCUGUUUUUUUACAGGAAUGUCUUUCUUCCUCAAGGGCCAUGAUUUGUUACCUGAAUGGGCCCCAAUGCUAGCUGUAGCUGGAGUACUGAUCUACAUAGGAUCAUUUGCAAUUGGAAUGGGACCAGUUCCUUGGGUUAUAAUGUCUGAGAUAUUCCCAAUAAAUGUGAAGGGAGCUGCAGGAAGUGUUGUCACUCUAGUGUGUUGGUUUGGUGCUUGGGCAGUUUCUUACACUUUCAACUCUUUCAUGGACUGGAGUUCUGCAGGUACAUUUUUCUUCUACUCUGGAGUUUCUGCAAUAACCGUUCUAUUUGUGGCAAAGUUUGUACCAGAAACCAAGGAUAAAACUUUGGAAGAAAUUCAAGCAUCCAUUAACAUGUAACUUGGGGGGG